AUGAUAUCAGAAAGUCAGCUCUCCGGUGUUGUCUACAGUAUGAUUAUCCUGGCUUCACUCUUCGUUCUUGCGCGCUCCGGAGUACAGGUAUGCAUGCGAAGAAAGCUUGAAGCACAAGACUUUCUACUGUACGCUGCCUUUAUUCUUUUCCUCGCCACCACGAUCUGCUAUCUCGUCAUCUUUUCCAAGGUGUUCAUGAUUGCAAGGGUCUCUGUAGGCGUGUUAGAGCCCGGACCGACCUUCCAAGCCGAUAUGAUCACAUACGUCCGAAUGAUGUUCGUUACUACGACAUUAUUUUGGAUCUCACUAUGGUUGGUCAAACUGUCUUUCCUGUCAUUAUACAGGAAGUUGCUGGAGGGCCUGCCAAUAGUGUACAUGAGACUCUGGUCAGCGGUCUUGGUAUUUUGCGUCAUCACCUUAAUCGGUUGCAUAGUAUCUUAUACCACAUCUUGCCCCGACUUUGGAGCGGCAAUGGGUAGAGGAGAUUGCCCUCUAGGCCCCCGGACCACUCGCGGUUCUCUUGCCAGUCUCUAUACAGCAUAUGCGGUGGAUAUGUUGUCAGAUCUUAUGAUAAUGGCUUUACCUAUAAAACUAGUCUGGAACCUUCAGAUGGCGCGCGUACAGAAAGUAGCGGUGAUUGCGUUGUUCGCAUCUGGCAUUGUAUGCAUGGCUUUUGCUACCUUACGCGUGGUCCAGAUCGGCAUCAAAUCGGAAAACAGCACUGCCUCAAGUCCGACAUGGCUGGCUCUUUGGACCAUAGUGGAGAAUGCUAUCGCCAUCUGUAUUGGUUGCUGUCCAGCCUUUGCCAUCCUGUACCGAUCGUCUCACACACCUCACAUCUCGUACGAUACGAACGGUUACGUUCGACACAACCAGAGCCAAUCCAGUAACAACGGUAAUCAUCGAGAAACGAUCAAGAUGAACUCAAUGAAAGUUGGCGCUGGUCGCGAAAGAGAGCUCAGGCACGACACAUACUGGAAUGACACACGAAGCAGCCAAGAAGAGCUGGCGACAGACAACAAGACAAUCGUAGUCACCACGACAUUGCAACAAGACGACCAUCACUCAAAUAUGGGACCAUGA
Alternaria alternata is the source of this 1083-nucleotide messenger RNA. RefSeq lists its product as hypothetical. NCBI's taxonomy places the organism in Eukaryota, Fungi, Ascomycota, Dothideomycetes, Pleosporales, Pleosporaceae. The transcript has 3 exons. The record is from RefSeq and is a predicted model, not a curated record. The coding region runs from base 1 to 1083 and encodes 360 amino acids.